Messenger RNA from Aspergillus melleus, 624 nucleotides. RefSeq lists its product as uncharacterized. Lineage: Eukaryota; Fungi; Ascomycota; Eurotiomycetes; Eurotiales; Aspergillaceae. The record is from RefSeq and is a predicted model, not a curated record. Bases 1 to 624 code for a protein of 207 amino acids. The transcript has a single exon.
AUGAAGCCACUCAUCAGCAAGGCCAUCUCCACCAGCAAACGCCAAAAUAUAGCCUUCCCAACCAUUCAAUCAGACCCGAUAUUUUCUCUGUCACUAAGCACACUGGACCUGUCAGCGGGAGAAUUCCGCUCUCAUUUCAUCACGCUAUGGGGCAACUUCCACUCGCUGUACGCACGCACCCCGGAUGUCUGGUCCUCAGGAAUCUCCUCGGUGGGGCUUCAAAACCGAGCGCUGGAUUUAGCGCUCAUUGCGCUAGCGACGAUGCGAUUAGCACUGUCUCCUGAGCAUAAGGAGAACAGCUAUCAAGUGUUUGGCCUGAGUGCGUAUAAUGCUAGUAUCCAAAUCUUCAGACGAUUGUUGCAAGACGCACCUCCAACAGCAAAGUCAAGGCCCGUGCUGGUUGUGAUCUCCCUUGUAUUCACGCUCUUCGAGGCCGUGCAGCAACGGCCUACUCAAAUCUAUGACUCUGGAUGGGCCGGCCACUUGAAAGGCGCAUUGACGUUAAUGGAGAGACAAGGUCCCGGGGCGUUUCGGACUGGAGCUUUGCAUGAGGCGUUUAGGAAGUUGAGGGAGAUGGCGGUAUUCCCCCUUCUCUAUCUUUCGAGGGAUAACAGACCUAACUAA